Messenger RNA from Antrostomus carolinensis (chuck-will's-widow), 476 nucleotides. Its product is annotated as tumor necrosis factor receptor superfamily member 6B. Lineage: Eukaryota; Metazoa; Chordata; Aves; Caprimulgiformes; Caprimulgidae. The annotation marks the transcript as partial. Gene Ontology annotation, molecular function: protein binding. The record is from RefSeq and is a predicted model, not a curated record. The transcript is spliced from 2 exons.
GUACCCCCUUUGAGAACACGCAGUGCCGCCCCUGCCCCCGCGGCUUCUUCUCUUCCUCCAACUCCAGCACCAAGCCGUGCCAGCCACACCAGGAGUGUGAGCCACAGGGGAAGGUGACCAAUGUCCAGGGCAACCAGUACCACGACACCCUCUGCACCUCCUGCAAACUGGGGAGAAGCAACAGCACGCAGGGACCAGCUGUAGGAGAUGAUGACUGUGAGCAAGCCAUGAUAGACUUUGUGGUGUACCAGAACAUCCCCAUCAGAAAGCUGAAGCGCCUGCAGCAAAUCCUGGAGCGUUCACCGAGGAAGCAGGCGCUGGGGACCAGGGCAGCCAUCCAGGAGAAGUUCAGGGCUUUCCUCACCCACCUCAAAGAAGGGCACUACGAGGUCACCAAGGAGCUGCUGGACGCGCUGCGAGCUGCCAAGCUGCACUCCAUCGAGGAGAAGGUCCGCGAGCGUUUCCUCUCGUACUGA